CACGUACUACGUCCACCAGCGGAUCGCAUGGAGCGCAUCGCUCUCCCCCUCCCCUCCAAAUAAGCUCGUCCUGUCCAGCGCUCUCACAAUCCAUUUUUGCUCCGUGCGUCCGUCACUAGCGCUCGGAAGAGGAGUGGUUGCGCCCUCGCCCAACGGCUCGCCCGGCCCUGUGCCGCUUGUUGGCUUGCGCCCUUGUGCGGGGUGGAGUGGUUGGCUGCUGGUUUUGUGCCCAUCGCCAUUGCCGGCCGGCGCUGGGGGGCGGGCGGACGCACCCACGCGCGAGUGACGUGACACCACUGCGCGUCGCCUUGUUAUAUCCACCCCGCACCGCACUGAUCCGAUCCUCCUCGGCGGCAGCGAGCGCGGUCGGGUAAGGGAAAUUUCGUGCGUGCGUGCGUGCGUGCGUGCGUGCGUUCGGCCGGCCAUGGACGCGCCCUUCUUCCACGAGCUCCGGCGGCAGGCCUCGUCCUACCUCACCGGCAAGAUCCGCUCCGCGCGGCUCGCGCUCACCGACGUCACCCCGACGCAGCUGAUGACUGAGGAGGCGACGAACGGCGACGCGUCGCCGCCGAACGCCAAGACGAUGAGCCUCAUCGCGCGGGAGGCGUUCGAGAUCGACGAGUACCUCAGGAUCUCCGACAUCCUCCACACCAGGCUGGCGACGUUCGACAGGAGGCAGUGGCGGGAGCCGUACAAGGCGCUGCUGCUGCUGGAGCACCUCCUGACGCACGGCCCCCGCAGCGUGGCCCUGGAGUUCCAGAAGGACCGGGCCGUCAUCCAGCAGAUGGCCACCUUCCAGCACAUCGACGAGAGAGGUUUCAACUGGGGCCUGACGGUGAAGGGCAAGUCGGAGCGGGUGCUAAAGCUGCUGGAGCGGGGGCCGUUCCUGGAGGAGGAGCGCGAGCGGGCGCGCAAGGUGGCGCGCGAGAUCAAGGGCUUCGGCAGCUUCAACCUCAGCAGCAGCGGCGGCUCGCGCGCGGCGCCGCCGGUGUACUCGCGCAGCCACUCGCGGUACGAGGACCGGCCGUGGAAGGAGGAGGACGGCGAGGAGGAGGACAAGGAGAACCUGGUGUCCCGGCCCGACCCGAGGAGCGUGCGCGAGGAGGUGGCGGAGGAGCUGCACCACCGCCACCCGUUCCACGGCUUCGGGCAGCAGCGGCAGCCGGAGGCGAUGCUGCUGCUCAGCCAGUGAUUGGGAACUUGGAGAGGGAUGAGCGCCGUCGCCUCCCCCCACUACUGUACUGUACUGUACUGUACUGUACUGUAUGUCGGUGUCAGCGUGUGAUCUGGAUCUGAAGAAGAAAAGCGUGUGGUGCGAGGUCAGUGGUUUGCUGACGUUGCUGAAUGCUUAGGCAGCAGCUCUUUUCUUCCUCUCUCGUGUCGUACUUGUACAUUCUCUCGAUCCCACGUUCCUUGAGCAACUUCUGAACCGUGUUCAAACUGUCGCCGUCUGAACUGUGUUCCUAUGGUCUGAAUUUGAUACUAGUACAUGAAUGAACACGGAACAACAACUUCUGAACCCA
Molecule: messenger RNA, 1523 nt
Organism: Triticum aestivum (bread wheat)
Lineage: Eukaryota; Viridiplantae; Streptophyta; Magnoliopsida; Poales; Poaceae
Product: epsin-3
Exons: 4
Coding region: 425-1192 (255 amino acids)
Biological process (GO): endocytosis
Cellular component (GO): clathrin vesicle coat; plasma membrane; endosome
Molecular function (GO): phospholipid binding; clathrin binding
Source: RefSeq, a predicted model, not a curated record